AAUACGCGUCUAGUACAGUCGCUCCUGAAACUUCACGCGCGAAACUCGUUGCGGGUUACAAAUAAAAUAAUAACUAAUUACAAAAUAUUAUAAGAAAAUAAUUAAAAAUAUAUGUAAUACAGUCGUUAUGUAUAUAAGAUAUAUAGGGUAAUACAAAUUUUAAUUAGAAGUGUUGUUUAAGCCAAGAAAAACAUAAUAAAUUCAGUGUAAAACGAGAUAAUAUGUGGUAUAAAAUAACGUGAAAUGGUGUAGUUAAUCAAAUGUACUGAAAUAAUUUGAUUACCGGCAAGGUUAAAAAACAGUAAAUGCGCAAUGUCAACUUUGGAAGCAGGAGCAAGCGUGAUAAUCGUUUUACAAACAAACGGCAAGGCGGCUGUCUUGCUAUGUGCUACUUGUAUGCCUAGUCGUUAGUAAAUCGAGACUGGGCAUCGUCGGAGAGAGAACAAAGAAAUUUUAAUAAUCUUCAACACAUAUCACCAAUAACCUAUCAAAAUGGACACCAGCGCAACAAGUUCCACACAAGAUGAUGACUCAGACUGGCCGACAAAUGCAACAAUAUAUGAAUAUUUGGGACACAAUGUCACAAAUGAUACCUAUGACAGACUGUACGACGUUCCGACAGGCUUGAUCGUAUUGCUGUCAUGCUUAUAUGGAUCGAUCUCAGUGUUGGCAGUUGUUGGGAAUUUUCUCGUGAUGUGGAUAGUUGGGACAUCACGCCGGAUGCAAAGUGUCACCAAUUGCUAUAUAGCUAAUUUGGCCUUAGCAGAUAUUGUCAUAGGAUUAUUCGCUGUACCAUUCCAAUUUCAAGCUGCGUUACUCCAGAGAUGGCUGCUUCCACAUUUCAUGUGCGCAUUCUGUCCUUUCGUACAAGCACUUAGUGUAAACGUCAGCGUGUUUACUCUGACUGCAAUUGCCGUCGAUCGACAUCGGGCUAUAAUUACUCCGUUAAGCGCUCUCACGUCCAAACGUGUUGCCAAGGUGAUCAUAGUGUUAAUAUGGGUGCUGGCUUUAUUGCUGGCUGCGCCAAUGGCUAUGUCAUGGGAAGUCAUCAUGGUAGAAGAACAAGAACCAGUUUCCAAGCUGUUCUAUGAGAAACCGUUUUGUGAGCCAACGGAAUUUGGAUCUCAUUCUUUAGCUAUAUACAGGCUAUUAUUGUAUAUUUUUCAAUAUAUCAUUCCUCUAUUCGUGAUAACAUUCGCGUAUGCACACAUGGCGAUGAAGUUAUGGGGUGCGCGUGCGCCUGGCAACGCGCAAGAGAUUCGUGAUGCAAAUCAAAUGAAGAACAAGAAAAAGGUUAUAAAGAUGCUAGUUUUAGUGGUAGCACUAUUCGCACUCUGCUGGCUUCCUCUACAGAGCUAUAUGCUGCUUCAGUCAUUUUUUCCUUCAAUAAAUGAGUACAGAUAUAUAAAUGUGAUUUUCUUCUGCUUCGAUUGGCUCGCAAUGAGUAACUCCUGUUAUAAUCCAUUCAUUUACGCCAUCUAUAACGAAAAGUUUAAAAAGGAAUUCAAACAAAGAUUUACAUUUAAACAGAAACGUAAUAGAUUCACAAAUGACAGUUAUGAGGAUGGACAAUCAUAUAGAACUCGCAUUUUGUCAAUCAGAUCGUCAAACGAAAGAAGUAUUUACUCAACAAGAAAAUCAAUAAAUAUAACACCAGUGGACUCUCUAAAGGCCGCAAAAAAUCCAUGUCAAUGCGUAAAAGAUCAAACACGAGAUCAACCGAAAGAAAAUCCAUGUAGGGCAAUAAAAUCAGAAGAGUUUACGAAGAUUAAAAAUGGAAGCCAACACGACCACCGCGUUAAAGAAAUGUCUAGAAGAUCUCGAUUUGGCGACAAUGCUUCACCGAUCGGGGACGAAAGAGUCAGUGAAUUGUAUAUAUUUCCAAAUAGUAGUAUAGUAGAAUUCACGGAUGUGCUAUGUGAUAAUAAAGUGUAAAUAUUAAAAUUAAUUAUCUUAACUAAGUAUUUAUUGAAAUGUUAAACAUAUGUUUCGAUGUAAUGAAGUAUGUUGUUUUAUUAUAGUACAUACUUCCGAUAAAUGUUUUAUUUAUUACUGGCAAUUGAAUUUAGAAAAUAUUAAUAACUUAAAAAUUAA
Messenger RNA from Nymphalis io (European peacock), 2094 nucleotides. It is a transcript of the gene NGR-A23, whose product is annotated as RYamide receptor-like. Bases 493 to 1935 code for a protein of 480 amino acids. The record is from RefSeq and is a predicted model, not a curated record. Gene Ontology annotation, cellular component: membrane. Gene Ontology annotation, biological process: G protein-coupled receptor signaling pathway. Gene Ontology annotation, molecular function: neuropeptide Y receptor activity. The transcript is spliced from 11 exons. Lineage: Eukaryota; Metazoa; Arthropoda; Insecta; Lepidoptera; Nymphalidae.